CUAAUAUUACAGAGCAACUAAAACUUAGAAACGAAACUGCAGUUAAUAUAUCUUAAAAGUGAAGAAAUCUAAUGCUGCGAAUUGUUUGUUUACAGGUGCUUGAUGUGAACGAGCGACCAACAGGUUUCGUUUUGUCCUCGACAAGCGUCCCAGAAAAUAGCCCCAAAGGCACACUGGUCAGCAAUAUAACUGUAAUAGACCCUGACGAUCAGGGAACUAGAGGGCCCUGGCAAAAUCAUUCCUGCCGAGUUUUAAAUCCCUCCAAUAAUCCUUUUAUGGUCAACGGGACAGAAAACUCUCUUAUUGUGACCGGUGGUUUGAACUACGAGAAGAAGAAAAGCUAUAGCGUGUAUAUUCGAUGCCUCGAUAGUGGAAACCCGCCUUUAUCUUUCGGCAAAAUUGUCAAAAUCGACGUCACUGACGUUAACGAGCCUCCCUACGACAUCACACUAUCCAACAAUGAGGUCGCUGAGAAUGCCGGGAUCGUCACUGUGGGACGUCUGGAUACCGCUGACCCGGAUAAUGAACAGACCGUGGUACAGACGUUUAGUUAUAGUAUCGUGGAUCCUUCUGGGAGCGUUCCAUUUGUCAUUGCUAAUGAUGCACUCAAUACUACAAGAAGCUUGGAUUACGAAGCUAGAGCCACGUGGACGCUGGUUAUCAAAUCUGUGGACAACAAAGGCCUUAGCACGACAAAGAAUUUCACCAUAGUCGUCAGGGACAGAAAUGAUCCGCCCACGAACCUUACAGCCAGCGCUCCUUUAAGUGUUUACGAAAACAGCCUAUCUGGAGAGUACAUAGGGAGCUUGAUCACCGCUGAUCAAGAUGUUGCACAGACGCACCAGUACAAGAUUGUCGAUGUCGUAGCCCGGGGACACCGCACACAGAGUUCAUCUUAUCUUCUUGGUCUCUUUGCUGUUGAGUCGCCUUCAGGGCGUAUAACCCUUCAGAAGUCUGGGCUCGAUUACGAGCAGUACGCCAACUACACGGUGACCGUGAACAGUACAGAUAAUGGUUACCCGCCUUACUCUGUGACAGGCUCGUUUGUUGUCAACGUGAGAAACGCCAAUGAACAACCGCAGAAUAUAUCACUGACUGCAAACCAGGUAAUGUAUUGUUGGAGACUGAAAAGCGAAACACCGUUGAAAAUAGGAGCUGGCGAUUUUACAGCGUAAUUUUUAGGACAAAGCAAACUUAAAUCAGAUCAAUAAUGCUUUGAUUUGAUAGAACUGCAGUAGAGAAUUCACAUGAAUCCAUAGGAAGGGAGGAUGACUGACGAAGAUGGAAAUGGAUAACAAUAUGAAUGAGCAUAAUAACGUGAGGCUCGAAUUUUCAAGUUUGGUUUGAAAAUCUUUCGAAAAAUUCAGUUUUUAGCA
Orbicella faveolata is the source of this 1376-nucleotide messenger RNA. RefSeq names its product protocadherin Fat 4-like. Gene Ontology annotation, cellular component: plasma membrane. The record is from RefSeq and is a predicted model, not a curated record. Gene Ontology annotation, molecular function: calcium ion binding. Gene Ontology annotation, biological process: homophilic cell-cell adhesion. NCBI's taxonomy places the organism in Eukaryota, Metazoa, Cnidaria, Anthozoa, Scleractinia, Merulinidae.